Mizuhopecten yessoensis (Yesso scallop) is the source of this 2574-nucleotide messenger RNA. RefSeq lists its product as uncharacterized. The transcript has a single exon. The record is from RefSeq and is a predicted model, not a curated record. Bases 87 to 1718 code for a protein of 543 amino acids. Gene Ontology annotation, molecular function: zinc ion binding. Lineage: Eukaryota; Metazoa; Mollusca; Bivalvia; Pectinida; Pectinidae.
GAAGGAAGUUUAAUUCAGAACGAAUGCAAAUGGCGGACUGUAUGACAUAGCUUGUGUUCACAGGAUUUAUCUGAACGUUAGGAGCAAUGGCAAGUAAGUUAUCUAUCCGCCGCGCCCAGGUGCAUGUGCCUAAUACUUGUGCGUUUUGUGAAAGCAUACAGGACGUAAACUGGUACUGUAAUGACUGUUGCGAAGCCUUGUGUGACAAAUGUAAGGAGGGUCAUCAACGCGGGAAGAAAACACGGAAUGACGACAUCAUACCAAUAAAGAAGGGUAACAAACGCAGAGAAGCCGUACUCCCAGAGGUAUGUAAGACACAUCGAGGUAAGACGUGUGACUUGUACUGUAGUGACUGUGGCAUCGCGAUGUGUGCGAUGUGUUUUACCGAGACACAUAAACAACACACUUUCAAAAAUAUAGAGGAAGAAAUUGUCUCACAAAGAGAGUACAUUCAAGAUCAACUUCAAAUAUUAAAGUCCAAUUUCGACCAAUUGGAUGGUUAUCAAGCAAAGCGUCAUGAUGUGAGCAAAUCUUUCAAAGAGAGCGUGGAUGUCGUCCGACAAACUGUACAAACCCAAAGACUGAUACUGAAAACAGAGAUAGAUUCCAUAGCUGACUCGGUUUUGGAUGAGUUAUCGUCCUUGAUUGACGACGAAGAGCAAUCUUUCAAACAGGACUGUCAAUCUAAUGAAAAAGACAUCACAGAGAUAAAGCAGCUGAUCAGAGAUGCAGGGCAAAAUACAGAAAAGAUGUCUGGUGCAUCCUUGUUUGAGCUGACAGGGAGACUGAAGACCGCAAUACCGCUGUAUGAUGCCAGUACAAAGACAUUGAUCCCUCGCCCACCUCACUUCGUAUCUGGAAAACCUAACGCAGAUCAGUUGAAGUCAAUGAUUGGAUAUAUCAAGGAAGACAUCAGGUAUGAGAGGAAAGAGGUUGACAGUAAACAGGUUAGUCAGAUAUCCACAUUCCGGCUACGUCAGCAGUCACAAAUCACCUCAAUAUGUCCUAUUAACGACACUCACACUUGGAUGUCAGUACAUGGGUGUACAGAAUUGAUCAAAGUUAACAAGAAAGGCAAGGUCACAGAGUCUGUCAACCUUGACUUUGCACCUUGGUGUCUGACAUUGACCAACGCAGAAGAAUUACUGAUCACGUGUGGUUCACCGCUGAUACACAAACUAACCAAGGACAGACAAGUGACCGGAUUUGCUGACAUCAGUCCGUUAAAAGCCUGGGGUAUCAGUGUCAGUGGCAGUGACGAGGUCUUCGUUACUACUUACACUCCAGAAAUACUGGUACUAAACAUGUCCGGGGAGAGGAUCAGAACAAUCUUGUGUGAAGAUGAUGGGAUGAAUAUCGCUUGUUUGACAACAGGAAACAUAGUUGUCACAACUGGCUAUAAUUUGUUUACUUCAACAGAAAUUAUUGUCAUAGACAAAUCUGACCAGAUCACACGUAGGUGGAACGGGGAAGUAGACCAUGGUCAGAAGUUAGGAAAUACGUCGCAGAGUGAUAUAGCACGCGAUGGAUACGACAGAGUGUUUGUACCAGACGACAUAACCGGCCAAGUAUACGUCAUCUCGGAUAAACAAGGCAAGGCCAAGUGUCUCCUCGACGAGAAGCAUGGAGCAAAAGGUUCUUGUACUGUGUGUGUUGACAGGUGUGGACAUGUUUGGAUCGGCUGUCUUAAUGGUACAGUGCAUGUGAUGGAGCUUUAAACAAUUAAGACGGAUGGUACAAAUUUAGCAUUACAUUGCAGUGGAAACACAUUUUUUUUUUUGUAUCUCCUACCAGCUGACCCGGUAAUACUUUUCGAAUGUUUUCAUACAACUACAUUGAAAACAUGUCACCUGUAUAGACUAUGGAUACCUACCUGAGAUAAUCACAACUGUAGGGUAUGUCAUCAAUACUAGAUAGUUUAGCUUUACAUCUGGUUUGUAUUUCAAAAUAAUAUCAUGAAAAAAUACAUUUUGGAUCAAUUAUAUCUAGUAAACUUGCUUUCAUUAAAUACUUACUUUCAUAAUAAUGAUGAAUAUCAUAUUUUAAAUAAGUUUAUAUCAGACAAACUAAAAUAUCGACAAUAAUUCUGGUUUGGAAAUAGGCUGACUUUGAAAAUUAAAACCUUGCUUGGAUACCUUGCAGUUAAACAAAUUUCGAUAAUAAGCCAUCUUUAGGAUCAGGCCGGCCUUGAAUAUAAACGAUAAUCAUUAGGUAGAAACCACAUGUUCCCCCUUUUGACCUAAACUGGUUUUAAUGGUUCAUUAAAAUGAUUAAAUAUUACAACCAUUUGAUGAAGGAGGAGAAAAUAUAAUUUUGUUUCAGAAGCUUGAAUAGCCCAUUUCUCCAUGUCAAAAAGUAGAAAUGGAAAUACACCUGUAAUGGCGUACUGUCUACACUAUUUCGAAACUAAAGCUGACAUGAUUAAAGGUCGGCUUCGAAAAUAAACCUGGGAUUCCUUACUGCAAAUGAAAACCAACUGUGGCUUAUUGUCAAGAUUUUAGAUUUUAGUCGUUCAUUGCAGUAAGAUUAAUCCCGUAACGUAAUUUACAUUACCUGCUUCACGUCAAAAUGAUU